AUGUUCCCUUCCCAGGCCACACCCUUUCCCGUGAUGAGCACACAGGACCGGGUUGUGACCGCGGCCGCCAUCCUCAUCGGCUUGCUGUCGCUGCCGGUGCAGGUUUGCAAGCUCUUGUCCCUCGUGCAGACCAUGAAGGUGGAGGACCGAAGCGACCCAAGCGACCAAAGCGACCGCGACCGAAGCGACCGCGAACGAAGCGACCGAAGCGACCGAAGGGGCGCCAUGAGCAAGGGCCUCAAUGGCCUCAAUGGCCUGAAUAUGGGCUCAAUGGCCUCACUGGCCUCUGCCCCAGCGACUCAACACAUGGAGCCUGCGGCUCUGUGCCAUCUGGCUUGA
Symbiodinium natans is the source of this 339-nucleotide messenger RNA. NCBI's taxonomy places the organism in Eukaryota, Dinophyceae, Suessiales, Symbiodiniaceae. The record is from the annotation of a GenBank genome assembly.